UUAAAGGCAGGCACAGUCCUCACAGUACAACACUGAGCUCAUAUGAAACCAUUCAGCAGCAGGAAGGUAACAGCACAAACAUGGCUGGCACACAGGCUCAUGCAGAGGACCUCCACUUGAGGAUAGUGCUUGUUGGGAAAACUGGAGUUGGGAAGAGUGCAGCAGGAAACACCAUCUUAGGAAGAAAUGCUUUUGAAUCUUUGUCAUCGUUCUGUUCGGUAACAUUAAUGUGCCAGAAAGAAACCGGUGAGGUGGAAGGUCAGAACCUGGCUGUCAUCGAUACUCCAGGCCUGUUUGACACCACGCUGACUGAAGAAGCGGUAAAGAUGGAGAUCAGUAGAUGCAUCUCCUUUGCUGCUCCUGGUCCUCAUGUGUUCCUGGUUGUGAUCCAGUCGACCAGAUUCACCAAAGAAGAAGAAGAAACACUGAAAAUCCUGCAGAAGCUGUUUGGAGGAGAUGCAGCACGUUACACUAUGGUCCUGUUCACCCAUGGAGACAAUCUGCCAAAUGAAGUCAACAUAGAUAGUUUCAUCAGUGGAAAUAAAGCUCUGCAUGGCUUCAUCAGUCAGUGCGAAGGAAGAUAUCAUGUUUUUAACAACAAAAAUCAGGAUUCUUCUCAGGUCAAAGAACUAAUGGAGAAAAUCAAUAUGAUGGUUCAGAGCAAUGGAAGAAGACACUACACCAAUGAGAUGCUCCAGGAGGCCGAGAGAGCCAUCAGAGAAGAGAUGGAACGACUUCAGAGAGAAAAUCCUGAGAUGGCAAAAGAAGAAGCAAGAAGACGCGCAGAGAAGAAGAACAAGAUCCAGAAGGCUGCUGGGAUAGGAGCAGGGGUUGGCUGUGUGUUGGGUCCAGUGGGAGCAGCUCUGGGAGCAGCAGUGGGAGCAACAGUUGUAGCAGUGAAACAGGGACAAUGUGUUAUACUGUGAAAAACUAUCUUAAUUUGAUUACAUUUCCUGCUUUUCUGUGAGUUCUUUACAACAAGGUUGCUCACAUCUUUUCUCUUCAGCUCUCAGCAGAGACGGUCACACUUUUCUUCUCUCUCAGCUCUUCCUUUCUCCCCUGCUUUGCUGCUUUAGAGCAUCUCUUCACACAACUUCCAAACUGGAAUUUAUAACUAUGGAUCUGGUCAGCUGGUCUCUCAGCGCCAUUAUUUGAUCAAAUUUUGACCAUGAGGAGAUUGGGGGAAGGAGAACCCUAUUCCCUCUUAUUAAUUGACAUUCCAGCUGGCUACGUUAUGGAUUCCUGUGUGGUGUGGAAGAUGACGUGCCUGGCUGU
Molecule: messenger RNA, 1275 nt
Organism: Archocentrus centrarchus (flier cichlid)
Lineage: Eukaryota; Metazoa; Chordata; Actinopteri; Cichliformes; Cichlidae
Product: GTPase IMAP family member 9-like
Exons: 2
Coding region: 81-926 (281 amino acids)
Molecular function (GO): GTP binding
Source: RefSeq, a predicted model, not a curated record